Scomber japonicus (chub mackerel) is the source of this 1651-nucleotide messenger RNA. Its product is annotated as proline-rich protein 14. The transcript is spliced from 8 exons. NCBI's taxonomy places the organism in Eukaryota, Metazoa, Chordata, Actinopteri, Scombriformes, Scombridae. Bases 63 to 1151 code for a protein of 362 amino acids. The record is from RefSeq and is a predicted model, not a curated record.
UGACCGUGGAGGAGGAGGAGGAGGAGGAGGAGGAGGAGCGUGCGGUGAGGUUUGUGGGCAGGAUGGCGGUCUCCUUCAGAGGAGGAGGAGGAGGAGGAGGAGGUGCCAGCGAGGAGGAGGCGCCGCUCACUCUGCACAACUUCAACCACAGGAAGCACAGAAGAAGAGAAGAGGGACACGCCAGCCAAUCAGAGAAGGCCAUCAGUGCAGUCGUUAGGCAGAACGGUUACCGAGCAACACAGGUGCUGCACAGCUCCCAGCAUGCCUUGCAUCUUCUCCAGAGUCAGACCUUCAGCCAAUCAGGCGUCUUCUCAGUUUCCUCCAGCCAAUGGCAUUUCUCGGACUUUGCCCCGCCCUUCUCCCUCUCCUCCAAUCACAAUGCUCUUCGCCUGUGGCUGUCCCCCCCCUCCUCUGUUGGCUCCGCCCCCAUGCUGCGGCUGUCGGCGGUUGCCGUGGAGACGCUGGCGUCGAUGAGGGGCGGGGUUUGUGGGCCCCGGCGGCCCCUGAAGGACUGGACGGCCCCCCCCAGCCUGAGCUCUGAUCACUGUUACAUGCGGCCGCCGACGCCGAGCCAGACUUUUUCCGCCCAGCGACCGCAGAGGCAACGGACCAAUCACAGCGCUCGGAGUCUCCGGCUGCCACGGCGACGGUCCCUGCCCCUCCCCCCGUCAGUCACAGCCAGCCAAUCAGCAGCCGGCUCUGAGAGAGUUAAACGAGUGUCACAGAUCCGAAUCCGCCGCGCGUCGCCGCGGGAAACGCUGCUCACGCCGAUGGGACUGCCCAAGGUCAAGAGGUUGAAGAAGAAAGAAUUCAGUUUGGAGGAAAUCUACACCAACAACAACUACACCCCCCCCACCACCAACAGUCUGGAGACGAUCUUUGAGGAGCCUCGUGAGAAGGACGGAGCGCUGCUGCUGAUUGGCCAGCAGAGGAGACGGAGGCUCCUCCUCUUCCCUGACUUCACUCAGCCCAGGAAGAGGAAGAGACCGCAAGUGAUGGGACUUCCUGUUGCCAUGGUGCCCAAGAAGCGUGCGGCAGCCCGGCGAAAUUACCAUGGCGACGGUGACGACGAGUCGGACCUAGACGUGAUGCUGGUGGAGCGACUGAGCGCGCUCGAAGACUUCCUGACACGGCAGGGCCUUGAUGUGUGAACUGUGACAUCACUUCCUGUCAACUGACUAAAGGCCAAAUACACAAAGCUGCUAGCAUGUCCGCUACUGCUGCGUUACCGCGGUAACACCAUCAGCUGCUAGGUUACCAUGGUAACACCGUCAGCUGUUAGGUUACCACGGUUACACAGUCUGGUUUUCGUUUGCGGUGUUUUUAACGUUUUUUUUUUCUUUAGUUUAAUUUUUUACUUUAAAUGUGAAAUAUUUAAUCUGCACGCCAAGAGGCCACGCCCCCAACAGGAAACCACUUCCUGUUUUUUUUUUAUUAUUAAUGUGAACUCCCUAUACACACACACAUUAAUAUACACACACACACACACACACACACACACACACACACACACACACACACACAUUAAUAUACACACACACACACACACACACACACACACACACACACACACACACACACACACACAGUACUGAGAGUUGCAGGUGAUGUUUUUUCUAUUUUUGGAACAAAUAAAGUUUGUUUCUGCUCA